CAACUGCCAUCAAUCAAUUCGAAACAGAAAGCGAGCUCAGCAGGAGGUCACCACAGAUCCGAGAUAGUUAAAAAUUAAAACAAAAAAUUAAGGUCAAGAUGUUGUGGGGUCUUAGCUCGGCAUUGGAUCUGUACGAGGAGUAUCUGAAGGCCUUUAAGAUCAACGAUGAUCCUUUGCGGGAGGAAGGAGAUGCGGAAGGAGCAGGCGGAGACGAACCAUCAAACAGCCUAAACAUCCUCAUCUGCGGCGGAGCUGAUCCGCGUCAUUUGAUUAAGACUCUGGCCAAGCGAUACACCCAUCGCAUCCGACCCAAACUCAACAUCUACGUGCUGGAUGGCUGCGCCGAAAUUGUGGCCAGGAACAUGUUGCUCCUGGGCGUGGCCCUGGAGGAUCCGGAGUCCUUUAGCCUGGUGUGCAAGGUGCAUCUGUUCAUGGACCUCUACGGAAAUGCGGUGGUGCGGCCCAGCUCACAUCACUAUAUGGCCGCCAAGGGGCGCACUCUGCUGGAAAUGGUCACCAAUGAUGAGAAACUUCGGCGCUUGGCCCCCAUGCUGAAUGUUGAGGGACUGAAGUACAAGGAGCGUGAUGGCUUGGAGAUGGCCUUCAGUUUCUGGCAACCACAUCCCUGGAAUAUAUUCGAGGUGACCUCCUACUGGGAGCAGCGAUCGAGGGCUCUCCUGGGCACCCGUUACGACCAUCGCAAUGGGGCCUUCGACUGGGACCUGAGCAUGACCCUGAAGGAUCGUGGGGGACAGCAAAUCUGCUCGCAGGAGUAUCGCUACUGGCGGGAAUCGGGCGUGGCCUUUGUUUUCCCGGAAUAUGAGCAUUGCAAGCCGAACAAAACUCUGGCCGCUGGUUUGGUGCGAAACGGACGCACCUUCAUUCAUCGUGGCUAUGUGGGCGAUAUCCAGACUGGUCCCUUUUGUGGCUUCGGGCUGCGCACCACAGAGGAGCGGAUGCAUCACUCGGUCCAUGGGGAUAACGAUUAUCGCGCUACUGACAUAACUGAGCGCAACCUUUUGGAACUAUUUCAUGAGCUGCAGACACAGACCGCCUACGAGCACGAUCCCACGCGCUCCCGCAGAUACGGCUCUGUUCAGUUGCUGAUGACGCCGUUGCUUAACCACCAGGAAGUGGACGCGACGGGGCAGGCAUCCUACGAUAAGCCCUGGAUCCCAGUGCCCGGAGUAACAGUGCACUAUGUGUCGCCCAUGGAAAUGGUGCAACUGCAGCAGGGGGCAGUUCGCUGGAACAACAUGUUCGACGUUGCCUUCGUGGCCUACAACUAUUACACUUUCCUGAGCAAGGACUUCUUUCAGGCUCUGCGCUCGCAGGCACUUUUUGUGCUGGAGACCAAACUGAUGACUGUGGAGCGCAAGGAUCAUGUGCAGGAGUUCGAGGCCAAGGCCAAGGAGCUGUUGAAGCAGUCCGGCCUUAAGGCGGCCAUCAACUACCAGGCCAUCAAUGCGAAGAACAUGUGGCUCAAAUAUAAGAAGACUGACCAAGAUGAAGCGGAAGAUGAGCUGGAACCAGAGCCGGAAAGUUUUCCGGCCAUUGAUUGCGACGAAGAUUUUGACGUUCCUUCUGCAAAUGAUUGUAAGCUGGUUAUAGAAGAAAUUACCUCAGAGAAUCAAACUGUUGCAGCGAUUAAAAGGGAAGUGGAGGCAGAAGAUUCAAUACCACCAAAGAACCUCUUUCCGUAAAGCCCCUGCAAUCUGAACUGAAAUAAAAGUACAGUUUAAUGAA
This is a messenger RNA of Drosophila elegans, 1746 nucleotides long. It is a transcript of the gene Dnaaf3, whose product is annotated as dynein assembly factor 3, axonemal homolog. The record is from RefSeq and is a predicted model, not a curated record. Gene Ontology annotation, biological process: motile cilium assembly; axonemal dynein complex assembly. The coding region runs from base 99 to 1703 and encodes 534 amino acids. The transcript has a single exon. Lineage: Eukaryota; Metazoa; Arthropoda; Insecta; Diptera; Drosophilidae.